Messenger RNA from Paralichthys olivaceus (Japanese flounder), 1968 nucleotides. It is a transcript of the gene trmt10c, whose product is annotated as tRNA methyltransferase 10C, mitochondrial RNase P subunit. NCBI's taxonomy places the organism in Eukaryota, Metazoa, Chordata, Actinopteri, Pleuronectiformes, Paralichthyidae. Gene Ontology annotation, biological process: mitochondrial tRNA 5'-end processing; positive regulation of mitochondrial translation. The record is from RefSeq and is a predicted model, not a curated record. Gene Ontology annotation, molecular function: tRNA binding. Gene Ontology annotation, cellular component: nucleus; mitochondrion; nucleoplasm.
GAGUGACGUUUCACAGAUGAUGACACCUAUAUGGAUUUUAUAUUGGUUUACCGUUUGGCUGCAGUAAGAGGGAUACAAAAACACCAAGAGUUUUAUUUCACUACGACACAUUAUAGCGCGACACCGAGCGGCAACGUGACCUUCCAUUUAUUUUUGACAAGCAUGGACACAGACCAGGUGAAGAGACGUUCCUGGAAACUCAAGACGUGAAACACGAAUCAGCUUUAACUUAGUUUUUUUUUUUAAAUGAAAUGUAAAAGAAACAGAGCUUCCUCCGUAACUUCCGGUGUUCCGUUUAAGUCAUUCAACUCAUAGAGGAAGUGUUUAUUUCCUUUUCCUCGCGAUGUUGCGGCUCUUCAGUAUCCAGGGUUUCCAUGAAGUCUACAGGUGCAGUCAGUUUGUGGCAUCUUGUGUCACCAAGCGACAGAAGCUCUUAACUUUUCUCCCAGUCUGUCACCACAGAGCCUCCGUGUCUGUCCGCCUCCUCAGCACCGGCAGCCCCGUGUGGAAAGAUGCUCUGCAGCCUGAAGGAGACAAGUCAGACGACAUGGAGACAGUAGAUCUGGACAAAUGGAAAUCUGUGAUGAGAUCGAAAGCUGCAUCAGAAGAGAGACAACAAGUCUGCGAUGAAGAGGAUGGAAGCGACGAUGAUGAUGAUGAAAAAGGUGGGAGUUCUUCCCUGGAGGCCACCAGGGAUCUGGUCGUGAUGUGGCGGCAAGCUGGGAAGCUGGUACCUGAAGAGAUGACGCAUGAGGAGGUGGAGACGCUGGCGAAGCUCACCACCAAGUCCGCCAGGAAGAAGUACCUGAAGUUCCUGGCCCUCAAGGAGGGCUACAAAAAGAGCCGCAAGGAGAAGCAGCAGCAGAGAAAGGUGGAGAGGGAAGCCAUGCUGGAGCGAAAGAGAGAACAGGACAGUGAUGCUGACGAAAUAAGAAACACCUUCCUCCUCAAGUUCUGGAACCGCUCCCUGGACAAGCUGCUGGCCUGGAGGAGCGCCCAGGCCAUGCUGUUCAAUCAGCCGCUGGUGUUUGACUUGAGCUACGACUCCAACAUGUCCAGGCGGGAGGUGGAGAACACAGUGUCCCAGCUGAUGGAGGUGGACGGGUGGAACCGGCGUGCCAUCGAGCCCUACCACCUCCACUUCUGCAACCUGCAGCCGGGUGGGGCCUACGAGACGGAGCUGCUCAAACGAUAUGGUGCAGAGACCUGGGACCGCCUGCUCAUCACCAGCACAGACAGACAGCAUGUCGAUGUGUUCCCCCGGGAACAGCUCGUGUACCUCACCGCAGACUCCCCCAAUGUCCUCCGCACCUUCGACCACUCCAAGGUCUACAUCAUUGGAGCUCUGGUAGACCGGUCCAUCCAGUCGGGCUUGUCGCUGGCCAACGCAAAGCGCCUGAAGCUGGCCACAGCCCGUUUACCGCUGGAUGAGUUCCUCCACUGGGAGAUAGGAGCCAAAAAUCUGACUCUGGACCAGAUGAUCCGCAUCAUGCUAACUCUCAAGGAAACGGGGAAAUGGGAGGAGGCGUUGAAAUUUGUGCCUAAGAGAAAGCACGAUGGAUUCCACCAGCAGCAGCAGCGGCAGCAUAACGGGGUUCUCCAUAACAAGGGCAGGGGAGUCACAAAUCAUGGACCAAGAGAGGAUGGAGAAAGACUGUUCAGAUCUGGAGAAAGGACAUUUAAAAAUGGGGACCAGAGUCUUUACAGGUCGCACAAAGAGCCCAGGUUCACUGGCAGAGACAGAAUGGCUGGAGCGUCCAGUGACAGAGAAAACAAGGCAGCUGUGACCAAAGUACGGAGUUCGUUUAACAGCAACAUGGAACGAAGAAGAACAGCCGGGAAGUUGUGGUGGGAUAAUGAGUGAAUCUAUUAGAAUCUGUAACAUGGUGUAAUAAGGACAUUUGAGAAAAGCACUGUCGAUGAAAUGUAAUGAAAAACAUGACAAGUGAAUAAAAUGUUGUAAUAGAU